Molecule: messenger RNA, 3255 nt
Organism: Arachis duranensis
Lineage: Eukaryota; Viridiplantae; Streptophyta; Magnoliopsida; Fabales; Fabaceae
Product: pathogenesis-related homeodomain protein
Exons: 10
Coding region: 855-2999 (714 amino acids)
Biological process (GO): regulation of DNA-templated transcription; chromatin organization
Cellular component (GO): nucleus
Molecular function (GO): chromatin binding; DNA binding
Source: RefSeq, a predicted model, not a curated record
GUUUGCUUUCCACAAUACACAUCUUUCAUUUGAUGGAAUUUAUCCUCUUCGAAAAGGAAGAAUUUUCUGUCUCUUCUACAUAUCACAUUUCAUUUGAAAAUUGAGAGACAAUAUCAAAGAAUUGUCAAAGGGGAAAUUUGCUUGUGUUUGUGGCAAAGAUGCAAUUUCGGUUAGAAAUUAAGAGAGGGACAAAACAACAGUGGUGAACACUUUUUUCUGGGACUGUAAUUAUAUAAGAAGGUACACAACACAUUACACAACAAAAGUGGAGUUAAUGGGGGAAGAAAAGAACUAGGAAGAAGAAGAAGAAUAACAACAAGAAACAUUUAAAGCUUAGCCGUUGUUUCUAGUCUAUCUGUGAACAUUGGGAUUCUGAGUCCCAAUUUCACAUUCAUAUAACCCACUCAGUUCAAAAGGUUCAAUGGUUUUUGCUUUGCCUUUUGAGAUAGCUUCAGUGCUACAUAAAGUUCAGAUCUUUCACCGUACUUUGACUUCUUUACAGGUUAGUUUCCUUAAUUGGCCUUAAACUCGAGUGGGUUUCUCGUUGUUUUUGGGUUUGAACUUGUGGGGUAUUAUAAAAAAUUGAGCUUGCAUCUUGUGGUGUCUUAACAAAAAUUAAGGUCUUGUGGCUUUCUUUUCUUUUUCUUUCUUUGUUUGGACCAAAAAUUUGGCUGUGGAUAAAUUGCCUUGGGGCUGGAAGUGUUUGUUAGCUUAGUUGAGUCAUGGUUCUUAAAAGGACUAAUUGAAUUUGUUUAGUGAUCAUGGUCUAGAACAUCAUAAGAGUUUUCUUCUUCCACUGAAUUUGUUUAGUGAUAUUCUCAGCUGAACUUGUGGGUUAUACAUGAUCAAUUAAUAUGCGAGAUACUGAGAAAAAGUUAAAUAAGAGAGGAUUUAGAAAAUCCAGUCACUCAAGGGAACAUACUGAUUCAAAGCUUGAUUUGUCACCGAGAUUCGAAACAAGUAGUAACAAAGGCCAAGGGAAGAAGCAGAAAUUGAAAUCGAAACCUCACAAACUCGUUGUUUGCACAGCCACAUCAAGGGGCACAGCAACUGAUUCUUCUUCCAUCAAGGGGUCAAUCAAAGGUGCUUCAAGUGAAAAAUUGAUUGUUGGACAAAAUAUGCAUUACAAUGAUGGGAAAUCUUUGCAGAUGCUCUCUUCGACAAAGCAACCGGGGGAGAAAAUUUCUUUUUGUCCUAUUGUCGACAGGAACGAUGCUGAUGGGGAAGUGAAUAUUCAAAAAGUUAAGAGAAGGAGAAGGAGGAAAAGGCGAAGGGAUAAUGUGGAUCUUGAUGAUGCUUUGCGCCUGCAGAGGAGAACAAGGUAUCUGUUAAUCAAAAUGAAGGUAGAGCAGAACCUUAUAGAUGCAUACUCUGGAGAAGGCUGGAAAGGUCAAAGUCGAGAAAAGAUUAGACCGGAGAAGGAACUACAAAGAGCAAAGAAGCAGAUUUUAAAAUGUAAACUUGGUAUUCGCGAUGUCAUUUGCCAGUUGGAUGCUCUUAGUUCUGUGGGCAGGAUUGAAGAUUCCGUCAUUGCUCCAGAUGGAUCUGUUUAUCAUGAACAUAUAUUCUGUGCAAAAUGCAAGUUGCCUGAAGCAUUCCCCGAUAAUGACAUUAUACUCUGCGACGGCACAUGCAAUCGUGCUUUUCACCAAAGAUGUCUCGACCCACCGUUGGACACUGAAAAUAUUCCUCCUGGAGACCAAUGCUGGUUUUGCAAGUUUUGUGAAUGUAAGAUGGAAAUACUCGAGGCAACGAAUGCUCAUCUUGGGACCGACUUCUCCUUGGACAGUACAUGGCAGGAUGUAUUCAAGGAAGAAGCUACUGUACCAGAUGAUUGUGCCGCUUUAUUAAAUCCGGAAGAAGAAUGGCCGUCAGAUGAUCCAGAAGAUGAUGAUUAUAACCCGGACAGGAGAGAAAACACUCACAACAUCAAUGCAGAAGGCACUGAUGAAAGUCCAUCUGAUUCAAGCAGCUCUAUCAGUCUUUCGUCCUUAAACGAUGAAUAUUCUCCUGUAGACAAAGCCAUGAGCCUUGAAUAUCUUUCUGUUAAUAGUUGCGUUGAUUCUGAUGGAUAUGGGGAAAUAGUAUGCAGCCGCAGGCAGCGUAAAGCAGUUGACUACAGGAAACUUUAUGAUGAAAUGUUUAAGGAUGCUCCUCCAUGUGAACAAGUGAGUGAAGAUGAAGACUGGGGUCCUGGCAAAAGAAAGCGGAGAGAAAAGGAAUCUGAUGCUGCUAAUACACUUAUGACGCUGCACGAAAGCGAUAAUAAAUUUCCGAAUAAUGAGAACAACGAUACAGUAAGAGAGGGCACACACACACAUAUAAAAAGAUCUUGCUUCAGAAUUCCACAUCAUGCAGUUGAGAAGCUUCGCCAAGUUUUCGCAGACAAUGAACUUCCUCCGAGAUCCGUGAAGGAACACAUUUCAAAAGAGUUGGGAAUCGAUGCUGCAAAGGUUAGCAAGUGGUUUAAAAAUGCUCGUUACUUAGCUCUUAAAACCAGGAAGCAUCAAGUCGAAGGAGGAGAGCUGCCUUUGAGUUUGUUGUGUAAGACCUCGAAGGGUUCCAGUUUACAAAAUGUGGACAAAGAUGAGAUUUUGCAGAAAUCAAAGGCCUCUAAAAUUGCGAUGGUUCAUUCACCGAAUAAUGGUAACGGUAUUACCGAUAGACAGAAAGUGAAGUCAUCUGGCAGUAUUUGGAAAAAAAGGCAACCGGAAAUAUCUCCUGCUAAGACAGCAGAAAAUGGCAACAAGGACUUGGAAGAAGGGAGUGAUGAUGUUGGCUUGAAGAAGCUGCUACAAGAAAAGAAAAGAAAGAUGGAAUUUGUGUUUGGAGGAGACUCUAAGGCAGCAGAGUUGGAAUUUGAAAGACUUAGCAAAUUGAAGGCUAAACUAGAUAGCAUGAAGGUUAAAUUAAUUGAAGUUCAAAACCACAGAGCAAAGGGUGCAAAGGAACCAUGUGUUAUAUAUGUGCCCACAGCUCAGUUAAGGGAAAAAGGUUGAAUAAUUAGUAGAUUAUUUAGUACCAUUUAUUUUAUUUUAUUUUUUUAACAGAAGGUUAUAUAAUAUAUACAAUGUUUUUUGUUGUAUAAUGAAAGUGAAGCAAACCUAAAAGGUGAGCCACUAGGAGUAGUUUAGAUUCAAGCUUCAUUGUCAUAAUGUACCCCAAAGAAAAUGAAAGAAGUGACGCAAACCUGUUGAAGUUGGAUUUGCUUAUACAUAUUGAUAAUUUAACAUUAGCAAUUGCUCAUUGUAAGAA